Camarhynchus parvulus is the source of this 345-nucleotide messenger RNA. RefSeq names its product PDZK1 interacting protein 1 (gene PDZK1IP1). NCBI's taxonomy places the organism in Eukaryota, Metazoa, Chordata, Aves, Passeriformes, Thraupidae. The record is from RefSeq and is a predicted model, not a curated record.
AUGCCCACCCGCUGCCUGCUGCUCCUGGGGCUGCUCCUGCAGCUGCCAGCUGCCUCCUGCCAGCAAGCCCGGGGCAGCCUCCAGCCGUGGUCGCAGGGUGUCAUCGCAGUGGUUGUGUUCCUAGUCCUGGUGGCCAGCUUUGUGGUCAACAGGUUCUGGUGUAAGGACAAAGUGGAAAGUGCUGAGAACGUGGUGAGUGUGGAGGACAAGCCAGAUGCUGUCACGUCCAACGGCCAUGAAGGCAGAUACAUAUCAGCUGCAGCUGACUUCAGGUCCAAAGAGAACCAGCAUGCCUAUGAGAACACCGUGGAGCCUGAGGAGAAGGUGAUCACCACGGCCAUGUAG